AUGCCCUCUUUCCUGUUGCUGGAAGCCAUCUGCAUUUUCCUGUUUGCUGAAGUGCCCCCAUCCCUCCCUCUUCAGGAAGUCCACGUGAGCAAGCAGACCAUUGGGAAGAUUUCAGUCGCCAGCAAAAUGAUGUGGUGCUCGGCUGUGGCGGACGUCCUGUUUCUGAUCGAUGGCUCUCACAGCAUUGGGAAAGGGAGCUUUGAAAGGUCCAAGCACUUUGCCGUCACGGUCUGUGAUGCUCUGGACAUCAACCCCAGGAGGGUCAAGGUGGGAGCCGUCCAGUUCAGUUCCGCCCCUCGUCUGGAAUUCCCCAUGGAUGCGUUUUCAACCCAACAGGAAGUGAAGGCAAGAAUCAAGAGGAUGGUUUUCAAAGGAGGACGUACAGAGAUGGGCCUUGCUCUGAAAUACCUUCUGCAUAAAGGAUUCCCUGGGGGCAGAACUGCCUCUGUGCCCCAGGUCCCCAUCAUUGUCACUGACGGGAGGUCCCAAGGGCAUGUGGCCCUGCCAGCCAAGCAGCUGAAGCAAAGGGGCAUCACCGUGUUUGCUGUGGGGGUCUGCUUCCCAAGGUGGGAGGAGCCGCGCAUGCUGGCCAGCGAGCCAAGGGAGCAGCACGUGCUGAUGGCCGAGCAGGUGGAGGACGCCGCCCACGGCCUCUCCAGCACCCUCGGCGGCUCUGCCACGUGCACCAUUGCCUCUCUGGACUGCAAGGUCCAGCCUCACCCCUGUGAGCACAAGACGCUAGAGAUGGUCAGGCAGCUUGCCGGCCAGGCCCCGUGCCGGAGGGGAUCUCGGGGGACCAAGGCCGUGCUGGCUGCUCUCUGUCCCUUUUCCAGCUGGAAGAGAGUGUUCUUAACCCACCCUGCCACCUGCUACAGGACCACCCGCCCAGGCCCCCGUGACUCGCAGCCCUGCCAGAAUGGAGGCACGUGUGUUCCAGAAGGAUCGGACACGUACCACUGCCUCUGCCCGCCAGCCUUUGGAGGGGAGGCUGACUGCGCCCCGAAGCUGAGCCUGGAGUGCAGAGCCGACGUCGUCUUCCCGCUGGCCGGCUCGGCGGCUGCCACCCCGGAGGGCUUCCUGUGGACCAAGGCCUCCGUGAAGCGGUUCGUGCCGGGGGCGCUGAGCGAGGGCUCCCGGGCAUGCAUGGGUGUGGCCGUGCCCGUGGGCGAGUACCGGGACGCGGACCUGGUCAGGAGCCUCGACGACCUGCCCUUCGCUGGCGGCGCCAUCCUGACAGGCCACGCCCCACAGCAGGCGGCGGAGCGCGGCUUCGGGAGCACCGCCGGAACGGGCCUGGACCGGCGCCGCAGGGCCGUGGUCCUGAUGACCGAGGCGCGCUCUCAGGACCAGGUGGCCGGCCCGGCGACUUUCGCCAGGGCCUGGGAGCUGCUCCUGCUGGGCGUGGGCAGCGAGGCCGUGCGGGCAGACCUGCAGGAGGUCACUGGUAGCCCGGCGCGCGUCAUGAUCGACGCCGGCCCGGAGGACCUGUGCCGCCAAAUCCCGAAGCUGCGGGGAAAGCUGUGCAGCCAGCAGCGCCCAGGCUGCCAGGCCCAGUCGCUGGACCUGGUCUUCACGUUGGAUGCCUCGGCCUCUGUGGGGCCCGAGGACUUCGCCCAGAUGCAGAGCUUCGUGAGAAGCUGUGCCCUCCGGUUUGACGUGAACCCUGACGUGACACAGAUUGGCCUGGUGGUGUAUGGCGGCCAGGUCCAGACAGCCUUUGGGCGGGACGCCACCUCACCAGCGCUGCGGUCCAGGAGCCAGGCCCCCUACCUGGGUGGGGUGGGCUCGGCAGGCACGGCCUUGCUGUACAUCUAUGACAAGGUGAUGACGGUCCAGAGGGGCACCCGGCCUGGUGUCCCCAAGGCUGUGAUGGUGGUCACGGGUGGGAGGGCAGAGGAUGUGGCCGUCCCUGCCCAGAAGCUGAGGGACAACGGCGUCUCUGUCUUGGUGAUGGGCGUGGGGUCUAUCCUGAAGGAGGCACUGCAGAGGCUCCCACGUCCCUGGCACUCCCUGAUCCACAUGGCAGCCUACGCAGACCUGAGGCACCACCAGGACACGCUCAUCGAGUGGAUAUGCAGAGGUGAGUGGGGCGAUCCACACCCUCGGGGCCGCCUCCAAGGGAGGACCUCAGCCUGA
Messenger RNA from Lagenorhynchus albirostris (white-beaked dolphin), 2136 nucleotides. It is a transcript of the gene VWA2, whose product is annotated as von Willebrand factor A domain containing 2. NCBI's taxonomy places the organism in Eukaryota, Metazoa, Chordata, Mammalia, Artiodactyla, Delphinidae. The record is from RefSeq and is a predicted model, not a curated record.